AUGGGAAGCAGCGACAGCAAACUCAGUGCCCAAGCUCAGGCACAGCAGGAAGAGCAGUAUGCGAUUCAAAUGAAGAAUCCAGCGGUGGCUGCAGCCAUCGAAGCGCUCGAGAUCGACAAAGCGACCACGGGGCUCAAGUUUUACCAGCUUUUCGCUGCGAUGGAUAAAGAUGGAAGUAAAUCGAUCGACUUGGAAGAAUUUCACCAGUUUUUCGAGCUAUCGCACACAACAUUCUCCGAUCUUGUGUUUAGCAACUUGGGCAAGCAAACUCCAGCUCGAGGUGUCACAUUUGAUGGUAGUGCCCACAAUGCGUAUUUCCUGGGGGUCCCACUGGCUAUGACACUAAUUCUUCUGUGUAGACUUCGUAUUAAACCUGUGGAACUUUUGCACCAUGUCCCCUCAAGACAUUUAUACUCACGUUUUUCGGCUCUACGGUAUGCUCAUGCGGCCACAAAUUAUUACGAUGACGUAGGCCUAACUACAUAA
This is a messenger RNA of Phytophthora sojae, 486 nucleotides long. RefSeq lists its product as hypothetical. The transcript is spliced from 3 exons. The record is from RefSeq and is a predicted model, not a curated record. Gene Ontology annotation, molecular function: calcium ion binding. Bases 1 to 486 code for a protein of 161 amino acids. Lineage: Eukaryota; Oomycota; Peronosporomycetes; Peronosporales; Peronosporaceae.